Molecule: messenger RNA, 2882 nt
Organism: Notolabrus celidotus (New Zealand spotty)
Lineage: Eukaryota; Metazoa; Chordata; Actinopteri; Labriformes; Labridae
Gene: chkb
Product: choline kinase beta
Exons: 11
Coding region: 3-1571 (522 amino acids)
Biological process (GO): phosphatidylethanolamine biosynthetic process; CDP-choline pathway
Cellular component (GO): cytoplasm
Molecular function (GO): ethanolamine kinase activity; choline kinase activity
Source: RefSeq, a predicted model, not a curated record
AAAUGCCUGUUUGGAUUACUCCAUAUCACAGGUCGUGGCGCGUGCGAGAAGGUGAUACAGUCAUCAUAUAUCAAUACUUUAUAAGUGCCUAUCAUCCGCCCCUCAUGCGAUUCACAUCGUCCGCCUAUGCUUGCCUCUUCCGGUUAAGUAGCUUUGCCGGCGGACUGCGUUUGACAGCGAGUCCCACCUCCCGUCUGACACGGACUUUUCAAUCCGAUCCUCCUGUACUCUUCGCCCGGAAACUCAUGAUGCAGUCGAGCCGGAAUGUGACCACCAGCAGCGGCGUUAACAGUGAGGAGGGUUUGGGGAAAGCAGGGAGGCAAGGGCCGGGAGGUUUCAGCAGCAUCCCUGUUGUCACAACUGAAGACACGGGUCCUCCGGCGGAGAACAAACGCGUGGCAAGCACGGUUGUUGUAAACGAGAGGAUCCUAAGGACCCCCAGUCCUUAUGGGGCCAACUGUGAUGACGACUCGGAGGCUGAGUCUUUCCGGGAUGGAAGAACCGAGGAGGUCGACCGAGACACUCGGGGCAGAGCGUUUGCGUGGUGCAGAGACUUUCUGUCUGGCUCGUGGAAGACCAUCAAAGAGCAUGAUUUCCAAAUCAGCAUCGUCAGCGGUGGACUGAGUAAUCUGCUGUACCUGUGCAGUUUACCUGACCAUGUGCUCUCGGUGGGUGACGAACCUCGCCUGGUGCUCCUCAGAGUCUAUGGGGCCAUCUUACAGGGAGUGGACUCUCUGGUGUUGGAGAGCGUGAUGUUUGCCAUCCUGGCAGAACGGACUCUGGGGCCAAAACUUUAUGGCAUCUUUCCUGAGGGGCGCUUGGAGCAGUACCUUCCGAAUAUCCGCAUGCGCACGGUUCAACUUUCAGAUCCAGCUAUUUCGGCUGAAAUUGCCACCAAGGUUUCUCGCUUUCAUCAAAUGCUCAUGCCCUUCAACAAAAAGCCUAAGUGGCUGUUUGGGACCAUUGACAAAUACAUGGAUCAAGUGAUGACGCUAAGUUUUACACGUGAAGCACAUGUGAAGAAGUACAAGAAGUUGAUGAAACAUGACCUGCCUGCUGAGCUGGAGAGCCUCAGAGCAUUGCUGGCGGCGACCCCAUCCCCAGUGGUGUUCUGCCACAACGACGUCCAGGAAGGUAACAUUCUCAUGCUGGAAGACAAGGACCAAACAUCUACAGAUAGACUCAUGCUGAUAGACUUUGAGUACAGCAGCUACAAUUACAGGGGUUUUGACUUUGGGAACCAUUUCUGUGAGUGGAUGUAUGAUUACACCUACAACCAGUGGCCAUUCUACAAAGCCACACCAGAGGACUAUCCCACUAGAGAGCAGCAGCUUCAUUUUAUCAGAAGUUAUUUGGCAGAACAAGGACAACACUCCGAUGCAACCGUGGACCAGACACAGGCUGAGGAGGACAUGAUCAUUGAAGCCAACAGGUAUGCAUUAGCAUCGCACUUCCUCUGGGGCCUGUGGUCCAUCAUUCAAGCAAAGAUAUCCAAAAUUGAGUUUGGAUACAUGGACUACGCCCAGUGUCGUUUUGAUGCCUACUACAAACAAAAGAGGCUCUUCUCCUGAUUUCCACCAUCACGCCUCCUUUAUCCUUCCUUGUCGUUCUUCAUGCUCAUGUUCAGCCAUAUUUUAUUGAAACCCCGGGUCCUAUGCAGCUUUGCCUAUGACGAGCAAUGUUGUGUUAAAGGUAGACAUUGACACUCAAAUCCAGGUACACAUAUACUUGCGGUUAGACAAAUCUUACUGCAACCCCUAUUCCAGUGGUGUGAAGUAUUUUGGAGGAGUGAAUGUUGCUUUCUGGCAAUCUUCAUUUGUAACUUUAGUCACAAAUGUUGGUUGCCACCGACUAAUGUCAUUAAAUGUUAGACAGUAACUCUUACUGUAAUUUUCAUUCUGUUUUACUAAAGCAAUGGUAUUAAGUUUAGUGUUGAAGGCUUUUGUGUUUUUAGUAAUUCUACCUCACUUCUUUCUUUGUGAUUCUGCACUGGGGAGUAUAGAUCCCAGAGACCCUGGUAGUAACACUUUCCUGUGUGGGAAGCAGAAAACUGUGAAUGUUCGUAUUAAACGACUCCAUGUUAUGUGCUGCGGAUACUUUUACUGAAGAAUCUGCGCAAAUAUUUUCUCUUCCAGUCCAGCCAGGUUGAGUUAAAAGCUCACUUACAUUUGUCAAAUUAUUACAAGAGGGCUAUUUCAUAGUGUAUCAGUGUAGUCACCAAACAGUUAAUUCAACCACUGAAAGUAGUCUGCUUUGUUAACAAAAGUUUGUAAUAUCUGAUCAUUAGAUAACAUUCUCUACAUUUCUGUUUUUUGAUUUUGUAAUUUUCUAACAUAUUUUAUUAUGCUUUUACUAACUUUUGCCUUUUGCUCAGCUCUGAUAAUAUUCAGAGCUUUUAAUGAUAUCAUGAAUCCUAGCUGGUAAUAUUUAAACGCAUGCCGUUCUUACCAAAUGUAAAAGGUAAACUAAAAUGUACAUCUGGCACAUGCUUGCAACCACAUCAUCCUGACUUCCUAAACUUUGUUCAACAACUGUUUCAGUUUAAAAGUUGGGUUUUGAACAUCUGUCUUUUCUUAUUUUCUUUGUUUAAAUUGUUGUAUUAUCGUUGUUAUAUUUAUUUGGAAUGUAUCCCGUACUUUUUUCUGAAUGCACUAUCAAUCACCGUCUUGAUUCCUUGUUUGCACAUAGCUGCAUCGGUUUACCUAUGAGAAGUAACGAGAAGUUUAACUGUGCCUCAUUAACUACCUUUAUGUGUUUUUUAAAAAAAGCAUGAAUGUCCCAGCACAGUUUCACACUGUCACAUUUCUCUGUAUUAUGUUUGUACUUGGUUCAGCACUAAAUUCUGAAGGACAAUAAACAUACGGGCCCAGAAACUUUUUUAA